GUCACUACUUCAACACGUAUACAUAGCAAGCGGCCGCGGCGUUUACAAUUUUUUUUUCUACUACUUUCAUUUGAUAUCAGGCAAAUAACACGCGAGAGCAAACAUAGAAUCGAAAUGACGAGCAACAGAUUGUGGAGAACGUGUCUAAUCGCGAGCGCGUGCUGUAUCCUGACUCUGCGAGCCCAGCCUCUGGAGCGCAAAUACGCAGCUUCCGACGGCUCGGCCGUAAUAAUAACGCCCGCACAGCCUGCGCAGGAGCGAAGCGGCGGCGGCGGCGACGACGAUCACGGCAUCGCCGCGCCCGAGGCCGAUUUCGACAUCAUGCACCUGGACGACGGCCUGACGGACGAGGAGCGGGCUCGAUUGGACAUCGAGGAUCUGGAGAGAGGCAACAAUGAGUCGGAAGCGGAAGCGGAACGGCAGGAUUACGGGAAAGUCGUCAAAGCGUUGACGGGCUCGCUUGGCAAGCAGCAGAGUAAAAAACAAUACCGUAACCAGCAGCAGCAGCUACAACAGCAGCUCGUCGCGUCUUAUGCAUUCUAA
This is a messenger RNA of Trichogramma pretiosum, 543 nucleotides long. RefSeq lists its product as uncharacterized. NCBI's taxonomy places the organism in Eukaryota, Metazoa, Arthropoda, Insecta, Hymenoptera, Trichogrammatidae. The transcript is spliced from 2 exons. The record is from RefSeq and is a predicted model, not a curated record. The coding region runs from base 115 to 543 and encodes 142 amino acids.